CCCUUAUAAUAUAAACGCCAUCUUCCGUUAGUGUGGUUCUUUUCCCGUUACUGUCGUCUUCUUUUAAAAACUACUUCUGUCUUCUCCCGUUAACCAGCCCCUUGGUUACGCAUCACACCGAAUCGGAUCCAGGCAGUUACUUCACGCCCUCUCGCCAACGGAGGCUUCCAGCCUUUAUCGUAAACAAAUACAAACAAGGUCGUUGCCAUGCCUCUGCAAAUCCACUCUGUUUUCUUUCCUUUCUACUCUUCUCAUCUUACUCGGUAUUACGGUUCCUCUUUAAUCAAGGUUGUCCCAAAAAGAAACAAGCUGCUUGCAGAUAAAGGACACAAGCAACAUGGGAGACUAUCUCUUGAUAAAAGAAAUAACUCCAGGCAUGGCUACAUGGACAAGCAAAGUGGUGGUUAUAGAGAAGCUCAACAUACGAGAAUCAGCCAAAAAUCCUGGGAAAAUAUACAAACCAUUUGUGCUCCAAGACAGUGUGGGAAACAAAGUUAAGGCUUUGGCCUAUGGGCAUGAAAUUUCAGUUAUCGACCAGCGUCUAAGUCUUCAUAAUACUUACCUGAUUUCUAAUGCAAUGGUCUCCAAUGUCUAUGCAAACUUCAAUGUUCCCGAUGUGGAAUAUCAAUUCAUUUGGUCAAUCAAUAGGAGGACAUUGAUACAAGAUGUGGAUGCAGUUGAUAAGUUAGAAAUAGUAGCACAACCUGAAGCAGCAGUUACACCCUUUAAUGCUUUCUAUGAUUCCAUGAUACAGAAGGAAUUGAUAAAUGUGCUCGGUCUCAUAAUAUGCAAACUCCCACGGGAGUUCGUUCUCACGUCCGAUGGACCGAAAAAGGCUAAUGACUUUGUAAUUAUAGAUGACCAAUCACAGCCCAUCAUUGUCACAAUGUGGAAUGAAUUUGCUUCCAUCCAAGGACAUGAAAUUCAGGGAUUAUUGGACGCAGGGAUACAUCCAAUAAUUCUUGCAAAACAUUUAGCUGUAACAUCUUACCAAGGAUUGUCUCUGUCUACUACAUACGAUUCAUGCAUUGAGCUAAACCCAAUCACCAAACAGGCUAAUGACCUGAAAGAAUGGAGAGGCGCACAUGCAAUUGCCAUUGAGCAAAUAAUCAAAAGAGGACACUACAUUGAUUCACUAGACGCUCUUGGACGUCCACAUCUCCAAGUAAAGACCAAUGUUUGUGAUGUACUGAAAAGUAUAAAAGAGGCAAAAAUGCUAUGGGUUGAAGGUAAUUUCAAUUUCAUUGGAGGUGGAACAAUUCCCUACUACAUAGGUUGCAACAGCUGCAAUAAAGGGAUACAUUCAACUGAAGAAGUGCACUAUGAGUGUUUGAAUUGUGGUAGCAAGCAAGGAAUUGCAACAAAAAGGUUUCGUCUAAGUGCAGAGUUCUGUGACAAAACUGGUGUUUUAGAAACAACUUUGUUCACUAAUGAAGUGUUCAAGUUACUACGUUUGUUUGAAAUGAAUGUUGCUCCUGAAUUUGUUGAAGUCGAAGAAUUAAAAAAAAAAAAUCAAGGCCGAGCGCUUCACUAUUGCAGUUAAACAUGUGCCCCCAAAAUCCCUGCAAGACACAAAGUUAAAUAUCUCCCUUCUUUAUUUGACUUCUUCUGUGGUGAAAGAUACUAAAGACAUAGCUAAAACCGAAGCAAACAAAAGCACCAUAACAGGAAAGAGGAAACUUGUACUAGAGGAAAGCUAUGAAUCAGAAGUACCAAAAGCAGGAACAGACUCAUCCCAAGAUAUUCCAAGCACAUCUCACAAACCCAGGCUGGGGAAAAAACACUUAAAGUGUUAGCUUAAUUCCUGAUCA
Cuscuta epithymum is the source of this 1811-nucleotide messenger RNA. The record is from the annotation of a GenBank genome assembly. NCBI's taxonomy places the organism in Eukaryota, Viridiplantae, Streptophyta, Magnoliopsida, Solanales, Convolvulaceae.